Melopsittacus undulatus (budgerigar) is the source of this 9514-nucleotide messenger RNA. It is a transcript of the gene VKORC1L1, whose product is annotated as vitamin K epoxide reductase complex subunit 1 like 1. Gene Ontology annotation, molecular function: vitamin-K-epoxide reductase (warfarin-sensitive) activity. Lineage: Eukaryota; Metazoa; Chordata; Aves; Psittaciformes; Psittaculidae. The coding region runs from base 16 to 546 and encodes 176 amino acids. The record is from RefSeq and is a predicted model, not a curated record. The transcript has 3 exons. Gene Ontology annotation, biological process: vitamin K metabolic process; peptidyl-glutamic acid carboxylation.
GAGGGAGGGGGUAAGAUGGCGGCGCCCGUCCUGCUGCGAGUGUCGGUGCCGCGCUGGGAGCGGGUGGCCCGCUCCGCCGUGUGCGCGGCCGGUAUCCUGCUCUCCCUGUACGCCUGCCACCUGGAGCGGGAGAAGGGCCGCGACAUCCGUUACCAGGCCCUGUGCGACCUCAGCGAGCGGGUCCGCUGCUCCGCCGCCAUCACCUCCAGAUGGGGUCGAGGAUUCGGUCUGUUGGGUUCCAUCUUUGGAAAGGACAGUGCAAUAAAUCAGUCAAACAGUGUUUUUGGACUCGUGUUUUAUAUACUACAAAUGCUACUUGGUAUGACAGCAAGUGCAGUAGCAGCUCUAAUCCUCAUGACAUCCUCCAUAGUGUCUGUAGUAGGGUCAUUGUACUUGGCAUACAUUCUGUACUUCGUGCUGAAGGAAUUUUGCAUUGUCUGCGUCAUCACAUAUUUGCUGAACUUCAUUCUCUUUAUCAUCAACUACAAACGACUAGUUUAUUUGAACGAGGCCUGGAAACGGCAACUCCAACCCAAACAGGACUAAGGCCUGUUUGAACUCUUGACUGACAGUCUGAAGACCCAACUUCCAUUAAGUUUAUUUUGCAGUAAUUUUUUAUUCUCCAUAUCAGACACUUUCCCAGAGAAUCAUAACAGAAUUUUUAAGUAUCAAUUUGAAGGGGCCCUAGAUAAUUGUUUUUCCUUUGUGCUAAUCUUCAAUGUGGUUAUGAAAGAAAGCUCUAAUACAAUCAAAGACAAGCUUUAACUUUACUUUGAAGGAGUUUUAGCCACAGCAAAACCUAGACUCUCUUCCCCCCUCCACUUGUGAAGUGGGUAACACUUGCUAUAAAAUAUCCUGUAUAUAAAUUCAGGUAUAACAAGAUGUGAUCAUGACAUUAAAUAUUCUAGACUAGGAUUUACCAUAUUUAAUGUUGCCAUGUUUACAGUAUGUGUAUUACUUUUCCUUUUUUUAGCUGAUGGACUUAGAUUUGACUAGGACUUAUACUGUAAAUAAAACUAGAGAUACUGGUUUCAUCCCUGGAGAACUCACUGUACAAUCAGUUUUGCUAGCCUAGGAGCUGUCAGAGUGUUCAGCUAAUACUCGACUGACACGAUGGAAGAAGUGACCUCUGUAGAACACCGAGUUGCUGCACUCGCUGCUAGUGCUGCCGUGAGAAUGAUGGUUGGGUUUUGUUCCAUUCCUUUUUGUCCUUGUCUUCAGUAACAAGAAAUGGAAUUAAAGCUGAAACCUGAAGUACGUUUGUUAAACCACAACGUCAUUAAUUUCUGUACAGAAUGAAAUAGCUUAAUGUGGUCAAUAGAAAGCUGCCACUGGGAUAUUAUGUGCAGAUUGGGGGUUGGUGUCCCAGCAUUCUUUGGAAGGACUUGAUUUCCAUGCAGAGCUGUUUCAUUUUUAACCUAUGGUCAGCCAGCCAGUGUUACUAAUGUUUGAUGUUAUAUGAAUGCUGCAGUAUAGAAUUGCAAUUUGCAGUGGAAACCACUGACUGAAUAAGAUAACCAAGAAGCAGUUCCUUAAUUGAUCUUCGUCGGGAUCUUUGGUUUGUGCUAUAUUGGGAAAUGAACUUUAGGCCUGACAUACAUAAGAUCCCUUGGAAGGGCACGCUGUGUAGUGAGAUAAGUAAGUCAAUGUGCUCCUGAAAAUGAAAUGUGAUCUAGUGCUAUCAUUGCUCUUUCUAAUAACUAACUGGGAAUAAAACAAAAUUAAACUGCAGAUUUAAACCAAGGAACAAAUAGUAAAUGUUGUUUCUGCACUCAGUAUUCUAAGGCUGAAUGUUAAAAGUGCCUUCUGUCUUCAAAUCCUAAACCAAAUACUUUGUGUUGAACUUGGCAGGCAGAAGUGUCCUUGCUUGGAAAAUGAACAAACCAACCAAUUCCCAGGCAAACUUGCUGGGGAUAGAAGAGUAUUAAGAGAUCUGUUUUAGUUUUUAGACUGAGAAGUGGUAGCAAUAUUGUUUCAGUUAACUUAAAUCAAUGUGAUUGAAGGUUGAUGCAAUUUGAGGAAGUAAAGUACUUGUGUUUCAGGCUCUGUGACACCAAAAUGUAUCAGUUCAGCUACUCUCUGUAAUUGGUGCUGUGCUGCUUUUUGCCCUUGUCAGCUUCUAAAUAUGAAGAACUCCAACUGCGUACCCAUUUAUUUAAAGAAUGAACUUAACUAAUUUUAGGAUGUUUUUGCUUAAACAUGAAUGUCAGAGAGACACUUACGUUGUAUGGCUAGGUGCAUUCUAAACACUAAAUUGUUGAGGAUAAACUUUGACUGUGAAACAUGCAGUGUUCCAUAGAGAGAAAAGUAGACUUUUUAGAUUGAAUUCACAAAGUACUAUUUAAAUUACUAAAGUAAUCUUCUGGUUUGUAUCAAGGGUGUAGGUGGAAACUGCUUUUAUGUAUAGAGUUCUGUGGUAUGAGUAACAUCUGUUGCAUGUAACACUAAACUACUUGUCCCUCUUGUCUAACAGUUUUAGACAAUUCAUUAAAUGUGUUUUGUAUUGACCAGAGUAUAGUUAAAGCUUGUCUUGAUAUUUAGUUCUGUCUCUCAAAUGCCUUGAACUUCGAUAUGAGGGGAGUGAAUGAUGUUAAACUGGUCCUUCAAGGCUUUACUUCGUGCUCUUACAAGCCUUGAGGCUCUAUCACUGUUUAAUGUGUUGUAUAGAUUUAUUUUGAUGCAUUCCUGUGAUCUACUCUAAGGCAUCUUUUUCAUCCAAGGAAGAGGUGAACACGUGCUGCCUGCAGUGGGUAGUCGCAGUGCUGAUCCCUCAGAACAAGCAGCAAUGGAGACAAGUAUUAUCAGUGAUUACUUGGUCCUAUUUCUGGGUGUAGUGCACAUCGAAAACAAAGGAGAAAAGCCCCAUCAGCUGAAAGUAUAGGUGUUGACUAACUUCACUGUGUCUUGUGCUUGUCUGUGUGGGCAUAGUCUGUUAAUUCAGUUUGCUUGGUAAACUUGUUUAGGGCCAGAUUUUGUGCAGUCGUGUGUCUGCAGUCCUUGUCUGUGUGGCCAUAGGGAUCGAAUGGAAACGGUUUGGUCUCUGGAAGAAUUUGCAGCUACACUUUGUGCACGAACUUGCCAAUCUGAUCCUUAAUUGUGAACUCUCUUGUCUCGUGUGCUUUUCUUGCAGUUAUUUUUUUACUGGAAGUGAUUUGCUAGACGUGGCCCUAACCCUUCUACUUCCUCCCUUGUGCUUCAGAAAUGCAGUUGGCCUGAAUAAAGGGCAAAAUAAUGUUAGCAGUAGAAAUGUGGACCUUUCUGCUUCCAGUUCUUUGACUCUUUCCUUGUUGCUCCCAAUGAUAGGACCAGCAUAUUUCUUCCAGUAAAAUGGCUCAGGUUAUGAUUAGUUAAUGUGAUGGAAAUGAGAGGAGUGCUUCAUGCAGCUCCCCCCUGCCUGCCCCCAGCUACAGCUGUGGCAAAUAUUUGCUAUGUAGUUGAUACUAAUUUGACCCUUACAAAUCUGAAGGCAAAUUCUGAGGAAUCUUGAGGAUACUAUGGGGAAAAGCCAGUAACUAACACCUGGUCUGGCAGGAUGGGAGGGCAUUACACAGAUUCUGGUUAUGUUUCAACACUCAAAGAGAAUGGGGGGUGAGGGAGGGAAAUCAUAAUAUACAAACAGUGGUUCUGAAUUUGGGCUUCUCCUUCCCCUCACUGGCUCUUAGAAGUUCCAUGGUGGGGUGGAGGAUUGGAAAGGCAAAAAACCUCAUCCCCAAACCUGCUUAGGAAUUAAACAUUCCUGAAAUUCCCUUACUGUAAGGUACUUGCUAUUCUUAAGGCCAACGAAGCAUUCGAGUCUCGUUUCGGAAAUGAAUGUUCUUGGAAGUUUUCUUAAUGCCAAGUGUUUGCAAUGCUAAGGCCAAUGAAACAUUCCCUACCACCUUCGCUGUCUGAAGUGACAACAAAUCUCUUAGGUUUCUGCAUACCAUAGGAUGUGUUUGUCUCUGCUGUACAGAUCUCUCAAUGGUUCCAAAAGAUUGGUGAGAUGCUUCAGGCAGCACUUGAUGCUCCUAAUUUAUAUGGGCUAAAGUUAAAGAGAUCUAAUAGCUUUGGUUCUGCCAACAUCGUGUAAAUGUGAUCUAGACAAAACUGGUCCAGAAAAGAUGAAGUAUUCUGCUACCAUAAAACUGUAUUAAGCAUGGCCUAAAUAUUAGGUGUUUGUUCUGUAUAAGAUAUUCCAUCGACUAUUUAUUACUAGUGCUUUAAACUCCAAAUUAAACAUCCCUUGAAAUGGAGUCAUUGGGCAGAUGUUCCUUUUAUCAACAUAAGUUGAGAGAUUCUCUAUUGGAGGUUUAGGAUCCAAUUUUGCUAACAGGUAAACCAAUGUAAAUAUGUAUGAAUUCUAUUUGUUGCACAUAACUUUUUUUGGUAUAAAAAAGAAUAAAUGUAGAAAUUACCUGUGGAUGUCUUGCUGCAAUCAUUCUUAUGCUGCAUUCAUUCCAAACAUAAGAGCUUGAAUGAACCCAAUUGGAGGCCUUUUUGGACUCAGUCUGAGCCUUAGAAACUGUUUUUAAAGUCAGUACUGUAAUUCUGUUUGUAGACAUGUACUAAGCUGUGAUUGUUUUCAGACAUACUGUUAGCAGCAGAACAUGUAAAGCACUCGGGUGCCCAGCGAUACCAGUUCAGAGCAUUUCUGCAGCUUCAUCGUGUCUUGCUCAAUGUUGUGUGCACACGGGUGUGUAAAGGGUGAGCAGCAUUGACUUGAGGCUUUAAGUGUUUACAGUUCUUUAAGCAAUGUGCAAACCCCCCCUGUUCAGUGUGUUAUUGUUAUCCCUUCCUGCUUUCCUUGGUUCUGUAGGUCUGCUUUACCUCUGCCCCAGCAAGAUGACAGAGUAUCUGGAAACUGCUGUGUUCUGGACUUGGGGAGGGAGGAGCUGCUGGGAAGGGUUGGAUAGGUGGCUUGGGGUUCCGACUGCACUGAGCUCCUGAGAACAAGCAGGAGCUAAGACUGAAAUGUGUGCUUACUGUACGUGUGGGUAUUAAACUUUGCAUCUGUUGUGUUGGACUGAAAGUAGUAGAGUUCCUUCUGCAACCCGAGCCCUGUGUUUAACCACAGGGAUCUGAGCCCUAGUUUGUAAUGAGUUAACAGUGUUAGACCUUUAUCUGUGUUCUGAUGUGGCAGCUGUUGGUGUGUCAUGUCUGUUGAAAUGGGGAAGAAAAUGAUGUAAAGGAAAUUAGGUCUAGAGGGUGAGAAGUCACAAUGACUUUCAUGGUUGGCUGAAGUAUGGGUUUUGCUCUUACCCCAUGGUACAUUUGAGCAAGUUUCUUUACACUGUAGGUGGACUUUUAUAUCCUGGAGUUUUAGUUAUAUAGAAAAUGUGUAGACCUAACACAGCAGAGAGUGCUGAUAUUAUGCUGCUGCUUUUCCCUUGAAAGCAAAAUUGCUCUGGAUUCUGCAGUACACAUGUAUGUCCUUAUUCUGCAUGUAGCAGUGUGGACAGUGGUGCUGGUUUCUAACGUACUGCAUCUAAAGGAAAGAAUCUGGGAGAAGAGCCAGUUGCAGGAACAGUCGUAGCAACAGUUUCACAAGUAUCUGUGCUUCAGAAUAACACAACUAUAUACUUGUACCAGCUUCCACAAGGCAGCAGGCAGCCUCCAGUCUGGCAUUGUGCUGUGGGUGACACUGCUCUUGGGACAACCCUGGGUGUUGCAAUAAGAAGUUUGCAGAAUGUUCUGAGCUUUUCUGAGUAUUGGCAUCAUCUAUUGCAGUCUGAAGCCUGGUCUUUCGGGUCCUCUAAGCCUGCUGGGCAGCUUGAAAGAGAUGUUUCUACACUACGUUACUGUCUAAUGUAGCAUGUGCACAUUAAUUUACACAUUGCCCUACCCCACAAGGCUUCAGGCUAGUAUCAAAAAGGUUUAGAACAAACCCUCUAGACUACUAUUACUGUAACACAUAGUGACAAUUUAACAUGAAGGACCUCCUUCCAAGCCGGAAGUUAAAACACAUCUACUAAUGGCUGUUCUGGUACUGUGAGUAAAAGAAAUAGUUUUAAGCAAAGUUCAGUUGCUGUAGUACCUAUCUAACAUAUUCCACCUUGCUGCUGUAGUGUGAAUUCCGUACUGUAUUGGAGUAUGUUGGGUAUCCUCACAGUAGCACUUUGUACAAGUCUUGAAUGCAGUGAACUCUCAGAAUUUCUCAGCCAGAUGCAUAUGUUCUGUCCCACAAGAGAAGCUAUGUAUAUAUAUGUAUAUGUUGUGCUCUUUGGUAAUCCUGCAGACAGCCUGCUGUGAUCUGAGUAGUGUAACUGUUAGGGGAGUAUAACUGGAGACCCUCAUUUCCGUUGGAGGGAUGUGAUGUUCAUUUACAGUAACUUGGAUUUGUUGAAGUCUUCACUACUGACUUUUAUCAUAUAAUACACGUAAUGCUUUUUUUUGCCAUAACCAGAUACCUCAGUCAGGUUCUCUAACUUCAGCUCCUUGAAACUCCGAAUAAUCAUUUUACUACCUGGGAAGAGGAAGCCUACAGACAUGGUUAAGCAUAGGAAACUAGUGUUUCUGGUCUGCUUUGUAGCAUAGUAACUACUUCAGGCAGACUAGAAAUUGUGUUAGACUUGCAAGACUUGAGUCAGGCAUAAAUAUUAAACAGAAGUUUAAUGAACAAGUUCAGCAUAGUACUCAGCCACUAUACCUUUUGGUGUCAUUCUAGAAAGAGGGCAUGUGAUUUUAUUACAGGAGGAAGACAGCUUGAUUCAUUUGCAAUCUUCCAGUAUCUUUCUUUAAGAACAAAUGCAGCUGAUUUGGGCUGUCGUUGGCGGGUAAAUAUUCCUUUUUUGUUCCCCAAAACACGUGUGGUCCCUGUAGAGAAGUUUUAAAAUGAAGCAAGUAUACAUCAAGUACUCUUUUAUCCCCUACUGUGAACUGUUACAGUGUAUGUACUAAAUCAGGUUAAAUGGAAGAGAUGUAUGCACUUUCUUCCGCACAGUCAGGGACAGUGGGGAACCUGGCAGAUGUAACUUGUGUUAUCUUGGCAAGAGUAGUGGUGUAACUGAGCAAUGCAGCUGCAGUUUAUUGUAGUUACAACUGGUAAGUCAAUGACAGUUAAUUCAGGUGUGCCCAUUGACUUGAUCAGUAUUGUAUUUACAGCAGAUAUUCCUUCUGCCAUUGGUUCCACCUUCCAUUUGACAGUGAAAAUGUUGCGUGCUGUUUAACUGUGCUGUCUUUAGUAGUGUUUGUGUUCUUUUUGCCUCUUUUUUCAUGGGAAACUGGAAAAUACAACUGCAACAUGUAGAAAGCCUGGAACUGCCUAUGUGUAUGUGAACUUGUCUGUGUUUUCUCCAUCCUAUUUGAAACAGCACUUUUCUAAUUGCUGCUCUGUGCUGAUUGAGCUUUCUAAUACCUACAUUGGUGCUCUACAGGUUGUUAUGAAUGGUGUUUCUCUGCCUGAAAUUAACACUGACUGUUCACCACCCUAACUCACUGCAGGUGGCAUAUGCAUAACUAGUUCCUUCUUACUAGGUCUUCUGAGCUGUAAUUGUUUAAUUUCUCUGUGUCUGCACUGUAAUGCCCCAUACUUUGUGAAUGCACAUUAAUAGUGGGACAGAGAGUCAUGAUAGACAGUGGUCUACCAGAAUGGCAUCUGGUCUUCUAGUGCUUAAACCUCUACCAAGUUAAUAAUACAUUAUUUAAGGUGCUCUGUUACCAAGGGCAGUUGUUGAUGAGAUAUGAAGCAAGUGAGACAUGUCCCUAACAGCUGACUAAAGUUCUGAAUUGAGGAUAGGAGGAAAUAGCAGUAAUCUGGGUCUGCUCACAAGCUUCCUUUGCAUUCUGCUCAAGCAUGUUGUCUUGUGUUUUGGGGAGCAUCUCUGCAGAGGGGAUACCCAGGAGCUUGAGAUGUGGAGGGAGGAUGCAUUAAGUACAGGCAGGACCUUCCCUCUUGGCUUUGUCACAGAAACCAGCUCAAGAAGCAGAAGGCCCUUUUGUCCUACCCUACAGCACAAUAUUCUUUGUGUGUCAUAAACCACUUUAAGCUUGCAUGGAGGCUGGAGAGUUGGUUAGAAUAUAAAUGUAAGCUUACCUUGAUUGGUCAUGAAGUCUGCAAAGUUCCAGAUGAGCUCCCCAAUCACAUACUCUUUCCUCUUCUUGUCAAAAACUGAAUGGUACUCCCUUAGCAUCGCUUUCUGAUACUCCUCACUGAACAUCAGAGGUGGAUCCUACAGCCAGGGAAAAGAGGUGGCCUUGAAUGAAGUGAGAGUUAAUCUCAGUAUAUUUACUGCCUGUUUGCUUGGGACCUGCUUCCUCAAGACAACCUUAACAACUGCUUGGUAUUUCCAUUGCGGCUGCAUUAACUGUGACAGUUAGCAACUUCUGAAAUAGCAAGGGGAAGCACAGUAUGUAAUAUAUAUAUAUUAUAUAUAAUGCCAGGGAUGCCUGGGGGGAAGUCGUGGUUUUGCUCGGUGCUUUGUGAUAGGUGUAUGAGUGCCACCGUUCCCUGUGGGACAGCCUCAUGAAGUGAAUGCCCACUCUCCAGUGUCUGUUUUCCAACUAAGCAUUGUCUGUGAAUGCUGAAGUGCAGAUUUUGGUGCUCAGUGCUUUUAGUCAAAGUUAAAACCUUCUCUCUAAGUAGAACCUAAUCUUUGUUAGUAGCACAGCUCAUUGAUUUCAGUGGAGCAGGAUUACAAUCCUGGAGUCUUUCAAACACUUGUAAACUCUCAAAGCUAAGUCAGGCUCAGUGGUACCCACCUCUUCUAAUUAAACUUUGCUACCCCUGUAAGAAGAGCAGUGCUUUUUUCCAUCUCAAGCAUCUAUAGCACUUACACUGUGAAGUCCAGGGACGGAGUCUGCUCCAUAUUCACUCUGGAUAAUGGGUUUUUGGUAGGUUUUAUACCAGUUCUCAAACUGGGCUGUGAGUUGUAGUGGAAUAACCUCCAGAUGGCCUGGGUCAUGAUACCAGGAGAAGUAGCUAUUUACACAAAUUACAUCCACAUAAGGAGCCUAUAAGAAAGCAAAGGGUGAGAGUAUUUUAUCACAGAGCUCAAAGUAGGCAACCUUCACUUGCAAAGCUAAAUCCUCCUUUUGGUUCAUUUAGUGGAAUCCAGUUUUAUUACAUGUAGAAUAAAGUCUUCCCCCCCAUCACUCAGGCCUUCCCAACAUAAAACUUCUCCCUGGAAAAAAGCAGUUAUUAAAUUAAAUAAUAACAUACUAAUUUGGCUUUUUUCUUACAGACUUAGGAAGUCACAGCAAAAAGUUAGACAAGAUCAGCCCAUUUCAUCCUCAGGUUUGUUAGAAGUUUUUGAGUUUCCAUGAUGUCUCUGGCUUGCUGGUACAUUUAGAUGUACUUCUUGAGUAUUGGGAUGUGAUUAUCAAGUUAGUGGUCAAAUAUUUUGACUAGCAACUAAAUUUGUGCAUCAAUGGUGCAAUACUAGGACUAAGCAUUCUGCAAGUUAUAUGCCAUUUCUACCACAUGGACAGUACAAUACAAAGGGCAUGAAGCCCACUAAAGAUAAAGUGAUGUUGUAUGUAACUUGUUCAAUGUUCUCUUAACAUGUUUUGUAAUAAAAGCAAAAAAGUUCUAAUAUCA